AUGCAUGUCUACAUUUUCAUGAGAAAUGGGUUAGAAUUUAAGUGUAAUGCUCGACCUCAUCCCCUUUUUACUGCUGCUACUGCAUCAACACAAUAUGGUAUAAUUGAAAUCUCUAAUGAAGAUAGUGAAGAUGAUAGUGAGGAAGACAUUAAGGAAGAUAGUGAGGAGGAUAAUGAGGAGGAUAGUGAAGAAGACAGUGAGGAUGAGAGUGAGGAAGACAGUGAUGAAGACAGUGAGGAUGAUAGUGAGGAAGACAAUGAAGAAGACAGUGAGGAUGAUAGUGAGGAAGACAAUCUUGCCAUGAAUAUGAAUGUGAUACUACCUACACAAAAUGAACCAAGAUUUAUUUAUGGCCUGGACAAGAAUUAUUUCAAGUACAAAGUGAACAUCUCCAUUGAUUUUGCAAGAAAUCAUGUUGGAGUUGAGAGGAAGAGGUUGUAUAUCUAUAGCACUGAGAAGAGGACAUAUUGGAGGUGUGAGUAUGUACCAAGGAACAAUGCUAGAGGAGUGAUGAAAAAAGCAAGGAUUGAAAUUGGAUGGAUCCAGUUUGUCACAGUUCACAACUUGAAGAAAACUGAAUCAGUGGAGUUCAUCAUGACUGCAAAUGAAGCUACAUAUGUCCUCUUUUUUGCUAUAAUCAGAAGGCCAAAUUAA
Hevea brasiliensis (rubber tree) is the source of this 654-nucleotide messenger RNA. RefSeq lists its product as uncharacterized. The record is from RefSeq and is a predicted model, not a curated record. The transcript has 3 exons. The coding region runs from base 1 to 654 and encodes 217 amino acids. NCBI's taxonomy places the organism in Eukaryota, Viridiplantae, Streptophyta, Magnoliopsida, Malpighiales, Euphorbiaceae.